UGUGACCGGAGGCUUUUUUACAGACGCGCUUCCUCUAUAGAACAGACUCUGAGUGAAGAACAUCGCGAACUCGAGUCUUAAAUAAAACCAUCAAAAUAUCAGAGCUAGACACCAAACAGCGGAUUAAACAACACUUGAGAGCUCUAUAAACACUUCAACACCACAGAUCACAUCAUGCCGCAGAACGAGCACAUCGAGUUACACCGCAAGCGUCAUGGCUAUCGCCUGGACCACCACGAGAGGAAGAGGAAGAAGGAAAGCCGUGAGGCACACGAGCGCUCACACAAAGCCAGAAAGAUGAUCGGCCUCAAAGCCAAACUCUACCACAAACAGAGACACGCUGAGAAGAUCCAGAUGAAGAAGACCCUUAAGAUGCACGAGCAGAGGAAGAGCAAGCAGAAGGACGAUGACAAGACACCAGAAGGGGCGGUGCCAGCUUACCUGCUGGACAGAGAGGGCCAAUCACGCGCCAAAGUUCUCUCAAAUAUGAUCAAACAGAAGAGGAAAGAGAAGGCUGGAAAGUGGGAGGUUCCUUUACCGAAGGUCCGAGCCCAGGGUGAAACUGAGGUUCUGAAAGUCAUCCGCACAGGAAAAAGACAGAAAAAGGCCUGGAAGAGAAUGGUGACCAAAGUCUGUUUCGUAGGAGACGGUUUCACACGAAAACCGCCCAAAUAUGAGCGCUUCAUCAGACCUAUGGGUCUGAGGUUUAAGAAGGCACACGUCACUCAUCCCGAACUGAAGGCCACGUUCUGUUUGCCCAUCCUGGGGGUGAAGAAGAACCCUUCCUCCUCCCUGUACACUACGCUGGGCGUCAUCACCAAGGGAACAGUCAUUGAGGUCAACGUCAGUGAGCUCGGAUUGGUCACGCAGGGCGGGAAGGUCAUCUGGGGUAAAUUCGCCCAGGUGACGAAUAACCCAGAAAAUGAUGGCUGUAUUAAUGCCGUGCUGCUUGUAUAAUGGAAACCUGAAGCGUUUAACAUGGAACUGUGACUCUUGAGUACAGCCGGGAACGGCUCUUGCGUGGAUACUGUUGUCAUUGUCAGAAUACCGGAGAUCUUGAAAUCACAAGACUGGAUGAUUUGCUGACAGUUGGAGUUUUGUCUUCUCAUCUGGACUCACAAAAACACGUGGAUCAGAAAUAAAGUGCUGUUUAUUUUCAAAUAAAAUUUUCAGCUGUU
Molecule: messenger RNA, 1178 nt
Organism: Ctenopharyngodon idella (grass carp)
Lineage: Eukaryota; Metazoa; Chordata; Actinopteri; Cypriniformes; Xenocyprididae
Gene: nsa2
Product: NSA2 ribosome biogenesis homolog (S. cerevisiae)
Exons: 6
Coding region: 175-957 (260 amino acids)
Biological process (GO): maturation of 5.8S rRNA; maturation of LSU-rRNA
Cellular component (GO): nucleolus; preribosome, large subunit precursor
Source: RefSeq, a predicted model, not a curated record